This is a messenger RNA of Suillus bovinus, 690 nucleotides long. RefSeq lists its product as uncharacterized. NCBI's taxonomy places the organism in Eukaryota, Fungi, Basidiomycota, Agaricomycetes, Boletales, Suillaceae. The coding region runs from base 1 to 690 and encodes 229 amino acids. The transcript is spliced from 4 exons. The record is from RefSeq and is a predicted model, not a curated record.
AUGACUGUCUCAGACAAAGUCUACUCACUAACUCACUCUCAGAAGACGCUUACUGCAGCGCUCGCAGCUUCCCCGGCAUCAUCACCUGGACAACUCGUGAAAACACUCUAUGCAGAGCACCACAAGAAGCCCGUAUCCUCCACAGGUUAUUUGGAGCUAUUCAUGGGUGUGCUGCACCGCGGGUCUGCGAAUGAGACACGGCAGAUUCCACUUGAACCUACACAAGCGGAUCUCGACCGCGCAGCCGAGUGCGGGAAUUUUGGCAGUAGGCCAAGUGAUCUAUUCUUAAAGAUCUACUGUGACGUGCUUGCUGCGCUCGAUACAAAUCCUUGGGCUGGUGUGGUUUCGCCCCCCUUGUUGGGUUCUAGAGGCGUCGUGAACCUGAGCAUCAUUUCUGUCAUUCCGGAUAUUAUUCAGCAUCACUAUGACUGUAUCGUCCCAACGAACUUUUGGCAAGCAUCCAAGUCCGCUAGCAAAAUAUGCGAUGCCUUUCUCGAACUCUCGCGCAGAGCGAUGAAAAGGGGUAAGAAGGUUGUGGUGAAGAUGAUGUACGACCGUGCAAAUCUCAAGAUGCUCACGGAAAGCCACCUUCUUGUCGACGACGCAGAAAUGACCAGUGAUGAAGUAAAGCUCCCCAAGAGGAGCGACAUGCCGGGAAUCGACUUCGAAUUAGUGAAUUUUCAUCAGUGA